This is a messenger RNA of Ananas comosus (pineapple), 2393 nucleotides long. RefSeq lists its product as uncharacterized. Lineage: Eukaryota; Viridiplantae; Streptophyta; Magnoliopsida; Poales; Bromeliaceae. The record is from RefSeq and is a predicted model, not a curated record.
CUAAUUUCGUCCCAAAUGGAAGAAGAAGAAGCCAAAGGAGCUCGCUUUUCUCCUUUUUCUCCGUCCACUUCCGCUCCGUAUCGCACGUACGGAGCAAAGCCAAAACCCUAAAUGCUCGAUCCUCGUAAUGGAUCGCAUUACCCCCCAAACCCUAACCCUAGUCGCUCUCCUCCGACCCCGCCCUCCCGUUCCCUGCACGAUGACCGAUGAACGUCCCCCGUCCCCCGUCCCCCGCCGCCGCCGCCGCCGCCGCCGCCGAUGCCGAUGUCCGCCCCUGCCCCCUCCCGAUCGCCGCCUCCUCCGGCGGCUGGGCCGCCGCCGCUCCAGUCUCACCUCCCCUCCUCCCUCUCCCUCGGCCUCGUCCCCCUCCACACCCCUCCCCGCGCCCCGCCCCCUCCGCCGGAGCCUGCGGCGGAGCACGCGCCGCCGCCUCUGGCGAGGGUGAGGCUCGCCGACAUCGCGCCGUACGAGGGGGCGCCCGGCGGGGCCCACCAGCGGGCGGUGGAGGCGCUCUCGGCGUCGCUGACGCGCCACAACGCCGCGGUGAUCGAGCUAGGGGCCGAGGACGCGGUCGUGGUCCGGUGCGCGCUGGAGUCGGCGAGGAUGUACUUUAGGGCGAGGGCGCGGGGGGUCGUCGGCUCGGCGAAGCCCGGCCGAGGGGUUUACAUAUACCGCGCCGGGAGGUCUUUAGAAGAUGGAGACUUGUCACCCCCUUGUAUGAGUGACACUUUCAGAAGUUUGGGGAAGGCGGCUCGUGCUGCUCUAUGUGCAAUAGCAAGACAUCUCCGCCUCCGGAGCGAUGUUUUCAACCAUUUGCUUGAUGAUACCCCAUUGCCUGUUAAUGAGUUCUCAUCGUCAGUCUUGGUUGCGUCAUAUUCUCACGGUUCAUUGCAAAAUGGCAAAGGGCCUGUUGCAGGAGCGAAACCUUCAAGCACUGAAGUUGAAAAGGGUUUGCUGACAUUAAUUGCCUCCGACUACCCUGGAGUUCAGGUUUGUGACCCAAAUGGUCGUUGGUACCUAGCAGACGGGGGUGAUAGUCCAGGGGACUUAUUGUUACUCACAGGAAAGGCCUUAAGUCAUGCUACUGCUGGUUUGCGCCCUGCUACCUCAUAUCGGACUGUUGCUGAUCAUUUACCAUUAUGUAUGACUAGUGGAAGAGCAUCACUUACUUUUAGGCUCGUGCCUCAAGCCAAUGCUAUACUGGAUUGUUCUCCAAUUUCAGCAGCUGGUCAUGUUAUCCCACAAAGCUAUCAACCAAUUUCUGUGAGCCAGUUCAUGGAUGAUUUGUCUGCUGAAGAAGAUGUUAUUUGCAACCAUCCGGAAAAUACAUACGAAGCUCAAAAUAAUCUUAUUAGGGAACCGUCACUGAGAAGUGUCCUCUCAGACCCCUUGUCUGGGGCAUUCCUUGAAGAUGCCAUGGUUGUCUCUUGUGGGCAUUCUUUUGGUGGCCACAUGCUGAAGCAAGUCAUAGAUAAGGCCAGAUGUAGUCUCUGCCAUGCAGAAAUAGAAGCCGACUCCUUGAUUCCCAACUAUGCUUUGAGAGCAGCAGCUGUCGCAGUAAAGAUGGAAGAUGAUAGGAGGCUCUUCCAUAAUGCUGCUCUCAGGAAGCGCAGGAAAGAAGCGGGCGAACAUAUGGAUGCACUAAAGAGGCUUAGCAAAGAAAAUGGUGAGGUGGCAGCUGAUGCGGACAGUCAUAGGCAACUAAAAGGAGUUCAGUAUCCUUUUGCCGUGAGCGAGAAAGUCUUGAUCAAGGGAAACAGGAGGACACCCGACAACUUUGUUGGUAGGGAAGCUGUGAUCACAUCUCAAUGCUUGAAUGGCUGGUAUCUUCUCAAGAUCCUCGAUACCGGAGAAAGCGUACGCCUUCAGUACCGGUCGCUUCAGAAACUCUCCGGCCUGCAGAGCGUCGAGAGGUCGCAACCUCAGCCAUUGCUUCAAACUAGCAGUUGAAAGUGGACUCUCCCCCUCUCUCUCUAAUUGAUUCAAUUAAGGUCUCUCUCUCUCUCCUGGUGGUUGUACAUUUUCUUCAGUAGGUUUUUCAUGUAUAUCUUUUCUCGUUGUCACUAUUAUACCCCUCACAAGGUGAAAUUAUUGAGGAACAAAACCUACUCCUAUACUUCCCUAGUAUUGUAAAAAGGAAAAGGUGCUACUUAGUUAGCAGGUAUUUUUUGUGACUCUUUUUGUAUCAUUUUCUCCUGCUGAGAGAGAAUGAAUUAUUUCUAAAUGUAAACUAAAAGGACACUCCAAUGAAAUAGGUAAAUGUAAUGUUGAUAUAAUAUUAGGCUUAGCACUAUCCAAAAAAUAUCAAGUUUACUACCAAGUUGUAUUGUUUGCUUUUGCAAUACUAUGUGAACUAGUUAUUUUAUAGAGAAACCAAUACUUAUGAUGAGCUA